GCUUUAUGAUUUAAAUCAACCAUUGAAUAUCUUCGAUUUGUUCCCCAAUCAUAGAAAGAUACAUUAUCCUCUUUUGGAUAAUGAAUCACUUUCAUAAUGUCAAUAGUGAAUAUACGAAUGAACUAAGAAGGCCAAUGUCUAUUCCAGACAAAAAAAUUAUUUCAACAAGCCAUGUGAAUGUAGUCAAUAAUAACUGGAAAUCAGUAAAUAAACCAAAAUUGAAAAUAUCAAAUCAAAUAAGAAAAAAUGAUAAAGAUUUUAAACAAAACUUAAAUAAAAUUCAAUCAACCGGACAAUCGAUUCCAAGAACAAAUUUAUGUCGUCUACAAGAUUUAUGCGUUGAAGAUCGUUGUAAAUUAAAUCAAUUAAUUAUGAAAUUAGCUGAAGCACAAGAAGCAUUAAAUCGAAUGGAUACUAAAUUAAAAGAACAAUCUAUAGAGAACAAUAUCAAUAAACAUGAUGGAAUGUCCAAAUCGAAUCCAUUUAUAAACUCUGACACCUGUCCAUCAAGUGUAGAACAGAAUGUAUAUCCUUCAAAAACAGAUCAGUUAAUUACAUUCUAUAAAACAAAACUGGAACAUUUAGAAAAUGAAUUAAGUCAAUUACGGUGUAAUUUCAAAAAAGAACAACAAUCUAUGCCUAACUGUGAAAAUAAUCAAUCCAUGGAAACAAUAAUUGAAAUUAAACCGAAUAUAAUGAAUGAUGUUGAACAAGUGGCCCAAUUGAAUCAAUCAAAUAACAAUGUCAAUAACUUUUCAAAACAAUCGUCUUCUCACAUUGUUGAUCACAAUCCUCAAUGCAAUCAACACAUGAAUUAUAAUGACAUGACAACUAAUUGUGAUAUGUUACAAAAUAUGAAUAUCUCGGAAAAUAAUCAGCACAAUAUCAAAUCCAUAAACAAUCAUAAUCAUACAAACAGCAAUAAUGAUUCUAUUGUAAAAUCAACAAACCAGACAAGAAAUCAAAUAGUUACAACUUUCAAACAAAAAAACUGUUCCAAUUUUGUCCCAGUAUGGGAAUUUAUUAAUGCUAAUGAUAAUUCCAUUGUAAAUAUUCAAUGCAUAGAUACAAGAUCUAAUCAAACAAUAAAGAAAAAUACUUCAAUAAUGACUGAACCAAUCAAUAUGACGAUUCAGUCAAUUCAUUGUUCAGUUGAAAAAUCUACACAGACUAUAAUGAAUGAGUUCCAGGAUAAGUAUAUGAGGAAUUAUCCAGGAGAAUUGAAUACAUCAAUCUCAACACCAACUUCAUUACAAUCACAUGUAGUAUUAAACAAUGGAAAUAACAAAUCUUUAACAAAUUCAUCAGCACAGACUGAUUCCGUGAACCAUCAUUAUGAUUAUUACAAUAAUAACAAGACAAAUAGGGCAAGAAAGUGUGCGAAGGUAAAAAUACAAAAUAACCAAACAAGAAGAUCUGGAGAAAAAAGAAGAAGAAACAUAAGAAAUAAUCGAUUCGUACAAAAGAAAAGUGAAUCUUUCUCCUCCUCUUCCUCCUCCUUCUCCUCGUCCUCCUCCUCAAAUUCCUCUACACCUUCAUCAUUUUUAUCUAAGAAGAAUGAAAAAUCUGAUGAUGAUAAUAUUGAUACUGACAGAAAUAAUAAAGUGAAGUUAACUUCAUUUCAAAUGCCAGAAGGAAAUCAUCAAAUAGGUCAAAAUGUCGAAAAAAAAUUAUUGAAUGUUUCCAAUGAUAAUUAUUCAAUGUAUAAUAUACAAUCGAAUAAUCAGAAAACAAACAUUUUACUUCCAAAGGAUCAUGGAAAACAAAUAGGAGAUAUUAGUCAAUCUUUACCACAUUGUAAAAUAUUUCAAGAACAAAGAGAUCAACGACAACUCCCACAACCAUCACCAUCACCACCGCAACAACAACAACGACAACAGAAUGAAUCUAUCAUUGAAAUCAAUUCAGAUAAAGAAUUAGAAUCAAUAAUCAAAUUAAUGAAUGAAACAUUUCAAGAUAAUGAUCAUAUAAUAAAACAAACACAAACACUUUUAAUACAACCAUAUCAACAAAGUAAAUCAAUAACCACUCAUAAACAACAACAACAACAACAUUAUGAUCACUUUUAUCCAAGUAGUUAUUAUCAUCAUGAACAAGAUGAACUAUGGAAUGACAUAAUCGAUAAUGACUGUAAUAUAUCGAAUAUGAUGGAAGUUAACUUCGAAGAAGAAGAAGAAGAAGGCUUAUUAAAUGACUUAUUUUUCAUAAAGUAACUAACCAUUUCAUUAAAUGAAAUCUGAACACAAAUAACAAAGAUGAUGUAAUCGGAAGAUUGUAAUAUUAAAUUACGUAAUAAGAUCCUUUCGCUGAA
This is a messenger RNA of Schistosoma rodhaini, 2311 nucleotides long. Lineage: Eukaryota; Metazoa; Platyhelminthes; Trematoda; Strigeidida; Schistosomatidae. The record is from the annotation of a GenBank genome assembly.